AUGUUGUUUAAGUUGGUAUUAGCAUUGUUACUUGUGUUUUGUGCUGAGGCGCAAGAUACUCGACAGAUUUUAUUAACUUUGAGCUCGGUUGGAAAUUCUGAGAAGGGAGCGCAAGGUCCACCGGGUCUUCCAGGUAAAAGAGGACCAUCUGGAUUACGAGGCUCGGCUGGACCUGUCGGCGGACCCGGUACUACGGGUCGUCAAGGUGAAAGAGGACCACCUGGAUUAAACGGCUCGGUUGGCCCUGUCGGCGGACUCGGUACUACGGGACGCCCAGGUGAAAGAGGACCACCUGGAUUGAAAGGCUCGGCUGGAACUGUCGGCGGACUCGGUCCGAAGGGACGUCCAGGUGAUAGAGGACCGCCUGGAUUGAAAGGCUCGGCUGGCCCUGUCGGCGGAUCCGGUACAACGGGUCGUCCAGGUGAAAGAGGACCACCUGGAUUGAGAGGCUCAGCCGGACCUGUCGGCGGACUCGGUCCUAAGGGGCAAAAGGGAGAAUGUACUUCGAACAGUGCAUACGUUGAUAAUGCUAUACAGGAGAUGAAAAACCGACUCAGAGAGUUUCAUGCUGGUUUUAAACAGAUAAAUGGAACAGCUUGGUUUUCUGCUGGAAAUGGUUAUAUUUAUCGAACUCUGCCAGCAUCAAACUAUCAAGCUGCUGUACGUUCGUGUGCAGCAAUCGGUGCAACAUUGGCUGUUAUUGCUCCAAGAAAUAUAAACAUAAUGAGAAUGAUAAGACAGCGUUUCGGUAUUGCAUCACAACACAACUGGAUCGGUCUUAAUGAUAUUGAACGGGAGAAUACUUGGGUUUGGGAAAACGGGGAGCGACUUUUAAGCAGCGAUGCCGAUUGGAACACUGGGGAACCAACAAAUUCUGGAGGCAUCGAAGACUGUGGGAUGUUGAAUCAAUUAGGAAAAUGGAAUGAUUUCCCUUGCAAUAGAGGGUUGAUACCACUCUGCGAAAUGUCAAUUUUUGACUUUUGUCAUACAGAGAAUUUCAAAAUGUUUUUUAAGUUGGUAUUAGCAUUGUUACUUGUGUUUUGUGCUGAGGCGCAAGAUACUCGACAGAUUUUAUUAACUUUGAGCUCGGUUGGAAAUUCUGAGAAGGGAGCGCAAGGUCCACCGGGUCUUCCAGGUAAAAGAGGACCACCUGGAUUACGAGGCUCAGCUGGACCUGUCGGCGGACCCGGUACUACGGGUCGUCAAGGUGAUAGAGGACCACCUGGAUUAAAAGGCUCGGUUGGCCCUGUCGGCGGACUCGGUACUACGGGACGCCCAGGUGAAAGAGGACCACCUGGAUUGAAAGGCUCGGCUGGAAAUGUCGGCAGACUCGGUCCGAAGGGACAGAAAGGAGAAUGUACUUCGAACAUACAAGAAAUGAAAAACCGGUUCAGCAGGUUUCAAACAGGCGUUAAACAGAUAAAUGGCAGACCGUGGCUGUCAGUCGGCAAUGGUUAUUUGUAUCGAACAAUACCAGCAAGAAACUAUCAUGCUGCUAAUACGACCUGUCGGGCAAUUGGAGGAAGACUGGCUGUUGUUGCACCAAGAAAUGAACACACAAUGAGAACCAUCACAACUCAUCCACUCAUAAGAACAGUAUCAUCGCACAACUGGAUCGGUCUUAAUGAUAUUGAACAGGAGAAUACUUGGGUUUGGGAAAACGGGGAGCGACUUUUAAGCCGCGAUGCACACUGGAAUUCCGGAGAACCAACAAAUUCUGAAGGCCGCGAAGACUGUGUGGUGGCAUUUAGCACAGGCGGAUGGAAUGACGUACCUUGUGAUAUCAAUGCAACACCGCUUUGCGAAAUGUCAAUUUUUGAUACGUAAAUUUGGAAAAGUAUAUGAAUUUGGGAAAGUAUAAAUCAUUUUAAAUCGCCCCAAAACCGACUUGUAAGAUAUUGAUACUGGUUGUAGCUUGAUCACCGUUAUGACGACACCAGUAUAAUAGCAUGCUUUAUAAAACCAGGUAAAAGUAAAAUUCUCCUCUUCUGGUAGCUGUCGUCUAUUAUUGCGCACCCCGUGAUAUAAAUCAUGCAAUAAUC
Ciona intestinalis (vase tunicate) is the source of this 2042-nucleotide messenger RNA. The record is from RefSeq and is a predicted model, not a curated record. Lineage: Eukaryota; Metazoa; Chordata; Ascidiacea; Phlebobranchia; Cionidae.